UGCAGAGAAGCCGGUAGUCCGGCCGGAGAGCCGCGCCACGAAACUUCGGUCCCCAGUGCGGUGCGGGGACCCCCUGCGGGAGCACGGUGGCACGCCCCUCUCUUCUCCGGCGUCACCUGGGGCCUCGGCGUUACCCCACUCCCUGCCGAGGGAGAGCGACUUCAGGGCAGUGCGUGUGGCCCGGAGCACCGGGGUGGCGCAGCAGCGGGGACCUUGCGCCCGGGGGGUCCCAGCUCCCCGGUAGGUCGGUUUGGCCACGUAGGCAAGCGAGGGGCUUUGGGUGGCCGCGUGCGACCCCUCUCCCGCCCGCUACUUUCGCUUUCCCUCGGGGAAAACUUGCACGCCGCGGCGGGGGCGGCAAGAUCCGGGACUAACUGGAUCUAGGCUUCUUGGCGGCGGAGCUCACGGGUCCCCCGGAGGUGGAGAGGACGGCGGGGCGACCGCAGUGAGCGUCCAGCAGAUGCCGCGGCUUCGCAGCCGUGAGUGGUACCCCGCGAAGUUCCCGGGGCCCGCGUGGGAGCCCUCCCCGGCUUCGGCUCCACGCGGGAUUUCUCCAGAGAGUGGCGGGGACAGAGGUCCUGGGAGAAUCAAGCUUCAGGUUGAGUGUGUCCCAGUCCGUCGCCUCUGCAGGGACGAGCUUCCUGCGUUUUAAGGUCAAGUUUUCCUGCCGCAGAGCCCGCCAGAAACCGUCCCCCGCUGUGAAGCGGCGGCGUCUCCCCUGAAGGCUGGGAACCUCCGGGGAAUCCCAGCCCAAGGGAAGGGACUUCAGAAACCCCUUGUACGUGGGUGUGCCUCCAAGGUGAGCGCGGUGUGAGAAUGAAAGCGCCGAGGUCCAGACCCGAACGACUCUGGAACAGGCACUGCAGGCGGAAUAGAGAUCGAAGGAAGCAGUAUGGAGAAUGACUUUCAUGCCCUGCAGUUCCAUUGAGGCCUCUGUGCUUGCUGUUUUGCAGAAUGAAGAUAUUCAGAUGUUGCUUUAAAUACACUCUGCAGCAGAAACUCUUCCUCCUCCUCUUAACCCUGUGGCUGUUCUCCUUGUUGAAGCUCCUAAAUGUGGGCAGGCUCCUCUUCCCUCAAAGAGACAUUUACUUGGUUGAAUACUCCCUAAGUACAUCACCAUUUGUGAGGAACAGGUUCCCCGAGACCGGGGAUGCAGCCAGGGACGACGUUAACUGCUCGGGGGUCUACGAGCACGAGCCUUUGGAAAUCGGCAAGAGUCUGGAAAUCAGAAGACGGAGCAUCAUCGACUUGGAGGACAGUGAUGUCGUGGCGAUGACAAGUGACUGUGACAUUUAUCAGACCCUAAGACAGUACCAUGAAAAACUGGUUUCAAGAGAGGAAGAGGACUUCCCCAUAGCCUAUUCGCUGGUCGUCCACAAAGAUGCCAUCAUGGUUGAGCGGUUGAUCCGAGCUAUUUACAACCAACACAACCUUUACUGCAUCCAUUAUGACCUGAAGUCACCGGACGUGUUCAAAGCUGCCAUGAACAACCUAGCUAAGUGCUUCCCCAAUAUCUUCAUCGCUUCCAAAUUAGAGACUGUGGAGUAUGCUCACAUAUCCAGGCUCCAGGCCGAUUGGAACUGCUUAUCAGAUCUCCUCAAGUCUUCCGUUCAGUGGAAGUACGUCAUCAACCUCUGUGGGCAAGACUUUCCCCUAAAGUCAAAUUUUGAAUUAGUGACAGAGCUGAAAAGUCUCCAAGGAAGGAAUAUGUUAGAGACGGUGAGACCUCCCAGUGCUAAGAUGGAGAGGUUUACCUUCCAUCAUGAGCUCAGACAGGUGCCUUAUGAUUAUAUGAAGCUACCAGUAAAGACGAACAUCUCCAAGGGGGCACCCCCUCAUAACAUUGAGGUAUUUGUGGGCAGUGCCUAUUUUGUUUUAAGUCGAGCAUUUGUUAAAUAUAUUUUCAACAGCUCCCUCGUUGAAGACUUUUUUGCCUGGUCUAAAGAUACGUACUCUCCUGAUGAGCACUUUUGGGCCACCUUAAUCCGGAUACCAGGAAUACCCGGGGGAAUUUCCAGUUCAUCCCAGGAUGUAUCUGACCUGCAGAGUAAGACCCGCCUGGUCAAAUGGUUUUACUAUGAAGGCUUUCUCUACCCCAAUUGCACUGGCUCUCACCUUCGAAGUGUGUGUAUUUACGGAGCUGCAGAAUUACGGUGGCUCUUAAACGAAGGGCAUUGGUUUGCUAAUAAGUUUGAUUCUAAAGUUGACCCCAUCUUGAUGAAAUGUCUGGCGGAAAAACUUGAAGAGCAACAGAGAAAGCUGAUUGCUUUGUCUUCAGAGAAGUUCAUGACAGAGGGAAACCGUCAAAGCCACACAUCAUAAGCUGACUAAGGGCCCGAGGGCGUCUGUUACAAAGAGUUAAGUGAGAUGGAAUUACACACCCAUGCCAUGCCCAACAGCAUCUGAACUUAAUAGUUUUUCCAAGGUUGAAACUUCUACGGAUUUCCAUGCCUGGACUUCGAGUCCACAGUUGGCUGGUGUCUAAGUGCUGAAAUCGCUUGUCGUCUUGCUAAGUCAAAUAUGUUAAAUGUUCAGUGAUAGCACAUUUAUUGAACACCUAACAGCACACCAGGCACUUUAUCGAAAGACACCCAGGAGUUAAGUCUAAGUUGCAAUGACUUGUUCCCUCAGGAAGCAGCCUUUACCCUCCUAGUGUGGCAACUGUUGUGUUUCUUAUUUCUGUGUAACAAGGGUGCUACUGAAGCCGACUUUGGGGUGUGUGCUAAUCGUACAAGCCACUCCCUCUGAAAAGUGUGGGAGUGUGAAGCCAGCCCCCCCUUCUCUCACUUUAGCAAUGAGACCUUUUUGAAUCGUUAGAAUAUCAGGAGGAGGGAUUCCACUACCUCAGAGAAGCUCAAAGAGUGGUCCGAUCGCCUGCUUGCCAAAGUAUAAUUUACCUUUUGGUGCCUCACUUUUCUGAUUCAGGGUAGAGGGAGUGCUGUGGUGUGAUGCUUGUAGGGUAUGGUUCUCUGAGAAGGCAGAGGGGCUGGCGUGGGUGGACUGGGACAGCCAGUGCUGGAGAGGAACACAGGCUCCAUUCAGCUUUGCAUUUGUUACACAAUGGUGUCACAAUUGGCUUUCUUUUUAAUUCACUUGUUUCUUUAAAACACAGGUACUGAUAAAGAUAAAACUAAGAGCUAGUUCAAAAUGUCAUAGGCCAGACCCCAGGCCUACACCUGUCAUUUCAUCAGGUAACAUUAUAGCUACAAUUGUAUCCUUGCCGCAGUCCGACACUUCUGACAGGGUUCAUAGAUCUGUUCUAUAUAACCGCCAAGUCAGUAAGCAUUCUUAGAAGGACUUUGUGAAAUAUGACAGCUUUCUCAGUUGGUUAUUGUGGUCACUUACUCAUUUUCCCUUUUUAAACAAAAUGGAGUCAAAAUUCAAAAUCAUUAACACUUCCUGUUAGUGCAGCAUUUUUCUCAACUGAGCACCAAAGAGAAUAUUAUUACCCUUUAUUUUACAAACACCCACACUUAGAAUCAUUUUGCAUGCACACACAUACACAUGCACACAUACACACACAUGCACACGGAUGGGGGAGGGGCAGAGGCACCUUGAGACUGAACGUAUUGUGUAUUGUGCUGCUGAGCCACAGCCCUGAGAACAGGCUGCAACAUUACACCAGUCUCUGUGGAGGGUAGGACACAUAUAAAAAUUCCUUGUGUUUUGAUAUCAGCCCCAAUAACUAAUUAUGUGGUGAUUGACGCCAAAAUCAGAUUAUUUGAAAGACUGGAGUACGUAAAUAUCAUUUUACACUUCUGUGCUCUGCACGUGCCAUGCUCUUGCUGUAUAUAACGGUUCGUAGCACUAGCUGCCCUGUGGCCCCAUUUUGCUCCAUUCCUUUAAGUCACCUUGCACCUCUUUCAAUACCCUUUGGAUGCUUUUGUUCCCUAGGAAACAUCCGUUACCAACUUUCUAUCCUUAGAUGAUGAAGUAUAGAGGGCGGCUCGGCAGUUAAGAAAAUGCGCUGUUCCUGCUGAAGGCGCAAGUUCUGCUCCCAGCACUCACACCAGGUGGCUCCCAGCUGCCUGUAACUCCAGUUGUAGGGAAACCAGUGCCACCUUCUGGCCUCCAGUGGCACCUACACCCAUCUGUCUACACACACACACACACAAAUGUACUCACGCAUACAGGCUUGCACACGCACACCUGCACACAGAUGUAUCACAGGUUUUUAAGGAGCCUCACAGAGAAUCUGCCCAGGUCUGUGGGUGGGUGAGACCUAAGAAAACCUAUCGGCCUCCAUGGGCUCUGCUCUCUGUGCACUGAGCACAGGCACUGAACAUGCUGUCGUUUCCUCAGAGGCUCUCAUGAGGUUCAAGGGAAAUGUCACAUGAAGGGGAGACAAAAUUUGAACUAUCAGUUUGGUGACAGUGUUAAGAUAACCAGGUCCAUUGUGAGAAUUAAAAAUGAGCCUUUAAAUCACAAGAGGCCAGAGUUGCAGGGGAAGCUCUGCCACCAGAUUCAGGGCUGAGAAAAAAAACCCUGUCAUGGCAUUUGGAGUUUCUUGUACAGCCAACAGCAUAGUAGCAUGCAGAUUAGAGAAACGUUGAUAACCAUGCAUGAUCAAACUCAAGGACUUCAGUCAUCAAGGAGAAUGUAAGGGCAACAUGCAGGUAGCAUCUACCUUGUCCCCUGUCUUUCUGCAGAGAAAGGCCCCUGUUCUCUGGUAUUAGGAAUUGUCUCAAAUUGCUGCAUGCUGCCCUGCUGUUUUCAAGUGGAUGAUGGGCAGACCAAGUGGCAUGCCUUCCUUCCCCCAUGGGCACAUUUCUCUGGACUCAGAAACGUCAACUGCUCGUAUUUCAGGGAGCUCGCCAAAGCACUGGCUCUUGCCUUGGGAAUCCUGCAGGGUCUUCAGAAUUGAUUCUAGCAAAAACCGUUUGCUAUAAGCCCUUCCCAAAUUUCAGAAUGUACAGCACUGUUUUAUAAUUGUUCUUUGUAUAGUAUUUAUUGAAUUAGACUCUAAUUUACUUAAAGGCAAGAGUUUAUGAAUUAUAUGUGAAUAUUAGAAGAAAAAUGAAGGCUGUCAAAAUAUGUGAGCAAUCGUAGACUGUACCAUAGACACUGUAUAUCGAAAAGCCAGUACUGCUAUUUUUUCUUUUGCUUAUUUUAAAUAAUAAAACUCAUUGAAAGAUUAAAGAUUUUAGGGCUAGAAAGAUGCCUUAGCAGUUAAGAGUACUGGCCACUUGUCCAGAGGAUCCAAGUUCAAUUCCCAGAAUCCUCAUGGCAGC
Molecule: messenger RNA, 5231 nt
Organism: Mus caroli (Ryukyu mouse)
Lineage: Eukaryota; Metazoa; Chordata; Mammalia; Rodentia; Muridae
Gene: Gcnt4
Product: glucosaminyl (N-acetyl) transferase 4
Cellular component (GO): membrane
Molecular function (GO): acetylglucosaminyltransferase activity
Source: RefSeq, a predicted model, not a curated record